AUGGCUUCUCCACCACCUCCGUCACCACCACCGCCUCCUUACCAUAACAACAAAUCCACCAAACUCGACUACUACUACUUCGUCGUCGGCCUCUCACUCGUCGCCAUCGUACUCCUCGUCACCAAUGCCAUCGCCGUUGGCUGCUGCUCUUGGCUUCGCCAAUUCAUUGUAUCACGCGGCGCAUUCAGCCGCGAAUUCAAUGAAGACGAUUUGCGGCGAUGGAUGCCGACGUAUAGUUAUAUGAAGAGAAAAGAUGAUGAGGAGGAGGGCGCACCGGAGGCGGAAUGCCCAGUUUGUAUUUCCGCAUUUGAGGAGGGAGAGCAAGUGCGGCAGAUGGCGCAGUGUGGACAUUCUUUUCACACAAAUUGUAUUGACAUGUGGCUUAAUUCACAUAAUAGUUGUCCUGUUUGUCGUGAGAGUGUUCUCCCCACACCUUUGCAAUCAAUGGAGAUGUCGGCCUCGUCAUUUACCUCACAGGAUUAUCUUGUUUCUGUCUCGACGGUUAGUAGGGCGGCGAUACCCAUUGCUUUGGCUUGA
This is a messenger RNA of Dendrobium catenatum, 537 nucleotides long. RefSeq names its product RING-H2 finger protein ATL16-like. NCBI's taxonomy places the organism in Eukaryota, Viridiplantae, Streptophyta, Magnoliopsida, Asparagales, Orchidaceae. The transcript has a single exon. Bases 1 to 537 code for a protein of 178 amino acids. The record is from RefSeq and is a predicted model, not a curated record.